ACAGCGCGGCGCGCCUGCUCUUCACGGCGCCGGCCCGGAGCUCCAGAAGGGGCGGGCGCCGACCCGCCCCCUACCGCCGGGGCGGUGCUCCGUCCCCUCCGCCCCUCACUGCCUCCCCGUUCCCGCGGGAGACGCUCGCACCGGAGCCGCGGCCUUGGCCCGCUCCGCCACCCCUGGUCCCCGCCCCUGCUGCUGGUCACCGGAAGGGUUCCCCGUUCCCGCCGGUUCCACAGCCCUACGAUGCCGUCCAACAAAUCCGUUUCGGACGCGCCCAUCGUCCAGUUCACCAACUGCCGCAUCCUGAGGAGCCACCAGCUCCAGAGGGAGGACCUGUGGGUGCGAGAGGGGAAGAUCCUCAACCCAGAGAAACUCUUCUUUGAUGAGAAGGGCUCUGCUGACAUCCAGCUGGACUGCAAGGACAGCAUCAUCGCCCCGGGCUUCAUCGACGUCCAGAUCAAUGGAGGCUUUGGGGUGGACUUCUCCCUGGCUACAGAUGACUUCAAAUCAGGGAUUGACCUGGUCAGUCAGAAAAUCCUCUCCCAUGGAGUGACCUCUUUCUGUCCCACCUUGGUGACCUCUCCUCCAUCUGUGUACCACCAGGUUCUCCCUCAGAUCAGCAUAAGAAAUGGUGGAGCUCAUGGAGCAGGUAUCCUGGGGGCCCACCUGGAGGGACCAUUCAUCAGCAAGGAGAAGAAAGGGGCACACCCAGAGCACUGCCUCCGCACCUUCGAGGAAGGAGCCUUCCAGGACCUGCUGGCCACCUACGGGUCCCUGGAGCACGUCAGGAUAGUGACCCUGGCCCCAGAGAUGAAGAGGAGCAGUGAGGUCAUCCAGGAGCUCACCAAGCAGGGCAUCUGUGUCUCACUUGGCCACUCGGUGGCUAACCUCUGCCAGGCUGAGGAGGCUGUGCAGCACGGCGCCACCUUCAUCACUCACCUCUUCAACGCCAUGCUGCCGUUCCACCACCGUGACCCUGGGAUCGUGGGGCUGCUGACCAGCGACAGGAUCCCCGCGGGGCGGAGGGUCUUCUACGGCAUGAUCUCGGACGGCAUCCACACCAACCCUGCCGCCCUGCGCAUCGCCCACCGGGCACACCCCGACGGGCUGGUGCUGGUGACAGACGCAAUCGCUGGCAUGGGGCUGGCGCCGGGGCGGCACACGCUGGGGCAGCAGGUGGUGGAGAUCGAUGGGCUGAACACCUACAUUGCAGGCACAAAGACCCUGAGCGGCAGUGUGGCGACCAUGGACACCUGUGUGCGGCACUUCCAGGAGGCCACAGGGUGCUCAGUGGAGACCGCCUUGGAGGCAGCAUCUCUGCAUCCUGCCCAGCUCCUGGGGAUUGAGCACAAAAAGGGGACACUAAACUAUGACUCUGAUGCAGAUUUCCUAGUGCUGACCGACAGCCUGUGCGUGCAGGCCACGUACAUCGCGGGCGAGGAAGUCUGGAGGCAGGAGGCCUUGGGCAUGUGACACUGGGCUGUGCUGGUGCCACCGAGGCUCCCUGGCACUGUGGUUAGCAGCUUUGGUAACCACUCCACUUCUCUUUUUUGGGUUUGGUUGGUUGUUUUUUUUCCUUUUGAAUUCCUUCCUGCAACUCCUUUCAAGGAGCCUCAUACCAAAGAGCUGCGUUUCCCGGCGCUGCCGCCGGCUACAGCCGUGC
This is a messenger RNA of Dryobates pubescens (Downy woodpecker), 1660 nucleotides long. It is a transcript of the gene AMDHD2, whose product is annotated as amidohydrolase domain containing 2. Lineage: Eukaryota; Metazoa; Chordata; Aves; Piciformes; Picidae. The coding region runs from base 241 to 1470 and encodes 409 amino acids. The record is from RefSeq and is a predicted model, not a curated record. Gene Ontology annotation, biological process: N-acetylglucosamine catabolic process. The transcript has 11 exons. Gene Ontology annotation, molecular function: N-acetylglucosamine-6-phosphate deacetylase activity.